AUGGAUGUUGAUUCAAUGAAUAAUUCAUUCAAUGUGAGUGAGGAAGUUAAAGAACAAGAUAGCAAUGUUGAAUUUAAUGAAAGUGGUGAAGUUGAAGAAUCGAAGAAAGGGAUGUGUUUUAUCUCCAAUCAGGCGCGGAAUAGAACAAAAAGAUCAGAAGUAAAUCCCCUCGAACCAUCUUUGUCAUCAAAAAUAGAUUGUAAAGCAAGGGUUCGAGCCACUCUACAAAAAGAUGGAAGAUAUAAGUUAACCAUACUUGUGCUUGAGCACACUCAUGAUUUCAUUCCGAGUGACUCACAGCAUUUUCCAAUGAAUGAGAGGAUUCUUACUCCGGUGAAGAGGAGACUAGAAGUUAAUGAUGCAACAGGGAUUGGGGUGGCUAGGAAUUUUCAUUCCAUAGUUGUUGAAGCGGGGGGAUAUGAGGCAUUAAUGUUUGAUGAACAAGAUGCAAGGAAUUAUAUUCAAAAUGCUAGAAGAUUGAGACUUGGGGUAGGCGACGCCGAAUCAGCUACAUUUUAUUUUCAUAAAAUGCAACAACAAAAUUCGAACUUCUAUUUGGCAACUGACCUUGAUGAAGAUGGUCGCAUGCGAAACUUGUUUUGGGCGGAUGCAAGGAGUAGGGCGACUUAUAAAGCAUUUGGGGAUGUUGAGUUAAUCACCACAGUCACUCAAUUUUGUUUGGUUGUGGGUUGUUAA
Messenger RNA from Camellia sinensis, 696 nucleotides. Lineage: Eukaryota; Viridiplantae; Streptophyta; Magnoliopsida; Ericales; Theaceae. The record is from RefSeq and is a predicted model, not a curated record.